AUGGGGAAAUCAUGUUCUAAGUCGGCAAACCAAGCAGAAUUGGAAAAUCGACGUAUUCAACGUGAAAUACGACUUGGUUUGACUCCACUACCUCAUCCACCUUCAGUGAGAACUUCUACGCCACGUCCAAAACCAUCGUUGAAUAUACCUCCAAAACAUGUCGAUCAUAGGGACCGAAUAGGUAGUUCCCCUCGUCUCUCUAGAGUAAAAACACCGGUUAUACAAGCACAAAGAAACUCAGGAAAUGGUUUGCUAAUAUCCCCUUAUAGAUCUCGUUCAAGUGGCACAGCUGUUGGUCCUCCGUUUCCUCCACAUUUUUAUCCCGUUCGCCCUCCGUUAUCUCCACCAAAACCAAUAAUGCCAAAAUCUAUUCAUCGUCCAUCUAAGAUUAUAAGCAAAGCAACGACAAAUGUUUCAACCAAACCUCGUGAAAAAGUAAAGGAUAAGAAAGAAAGUAAAUCGAAUUUACGUAUAGCAAAACCCAUAAAAAAUAGUAAAGAAAAACCAAAAUUGAAAAUAAAACCUGUUUUGAGACAAGCUUUAAAUUUACUUUGUGUUGAAGAAAUACGUACCCGAUCGGAAAUUUUAAAUGAGGCUAUGCUUCGGUUUAUGGAUCUAGAGAGAGAAUUUAGAAACCGUGUUAAACAAGAGUAUAUUCGUGUUGCAGCGUUUGAACUCUUUGCGUUACAAACCAAAUCUAGAGAUGCUGUUUUUGAGCAAGAAAAAAAUGAACGAAAAUUAUUAGUCUUUUGGAUGAAUCAGACCUUUGAAGAAGAUAGACUAAUGGAUCUUAUUGAAGCAACUCAAGGGCGUCCCAAAAGUAACAUGAUUUCGUCACAUGAUGCUUUUUAUAGUUCACCCAAGCGAAUUGAGACCCAUGAUAAACCAAUAAAAAAUACAAUGGUACCGGUAGAAGUAUCACCUUCAAAUAAAAAGGAAAUUAAUGAGCAGAAUUUUAUUGAUGGAAAUUCUUUUGAUAGGGAAGUAAAUUAUUCACCUCCUGAACCUGUUCGAAUUAUUCCUUCAGUUGAGCGAGGUAUUUUUAAUGAUAAUCUUGAUCGGAAGAUAAGACGACAAACUCGUAUGAUGCGUGAGGUUGUUCCUUCAUUUACACCAAAAAAUGUUACAAUUGCUCCUGAUUUGAAUUCUAAUUAUGUUUUGACAAACAGGGAUUAUAAUGAAGUAAGAUCGAUCUCACCGAAACGAAUUCCACCUCCUCCUGUACCAGAUUAUCAUAAAGAUUAUGGAGAAUUAUCUUCCUUUAGAUCCCUUUUUUCUGAUCCGUUUCAGACACCUCGUAGAAAAUCAUUUGCGGAGUUAAAAGGGGAAAGUGAUUUGGCUAUGAAAAAGAGACUUACCGCCCUUUUAAUGGCCUAA
Messenger RNA from Trypanosoma theileri, 1377 nucleotides. RefSeq lists its product as uncharacterized. The record is from RefSeq and is a predicted model, not a curated record. Lineage: Eukaryota; Euglenozoa; Kinetoplastea; Trypanosomatida; Trypanosomatidae. Bases 1 to 1377 code for a protein of 458 amino acids. The transcript has a single exon.